Molecule: messenger RNA, 3458 nt
Organism: Myotis brandtii (Brandt's bat)
Lineage: Eukaryota; Metazoa; Chordata; Mammalia; Chiroptera; Vespertilionidae
Gene: MCTP2
Product: multiple C2 domains, transmembrane 2
Exons: 23
Coding region: 236-2875 (879 amino acids)
Biological process (GO): regulation of neurotransmitter secretion
Cellular component (GO): synaptic vesicle membrane
Molecular function (GO): calcium ion binding
Source: RefSeq, a predicted model, not a curated record
AGAGAGAUGACAGUUCGCCGAAAUCUUUGUGGGCGAUUUACCAGAAAUGCUUACCAACAAGGGCUUCCUGAUUGCAGCUGGCUUCCCCUGCCCCCAAGGCACUGGGCGGGCCACAGCCUGUGCUGGGAGAAGUGGAAGCCACGCUCCAUCCCCUUCCCAGAGUGACAGGUGUCACUGAGCUCUGCAGGGGAGGCGGCCUCUUUCGCGGAGCCACUUCCGGGGUCUUCAUGCAGCCAUGGAUCUGGAUAAACCCUCCGUCUGGGGCUCCUUCAAACAGCGGACCAGGCCUUUGCUGCUCAACCUGAGCAAAAAGAAGGUGAAGAAGCACCCCGACAAACCCCCAGACUUAGGGGGGCGGCAUCGCCUGGAUCGCCGCCUCAGCCUCUCGGUCCCUGACCUCCUGGAGGCCCAGGCCUUGGCCCCGGAGGGUGGGCCGUACUCCGGGGCCCAGUCGUCCUACACCUCCGUGCCCAGCAGCCUGUCCACAGCAGGGAUCAUGUCCAAGAGCUGCAGCAGCUCCUUGAAACAGUCGGAAGAAGAGCUGGACUGGAGCCAGGAAGAGGCAGGCCACCUGCACACGGCGGAUACGGACUCUGAGGAGACCUUCGCCUCGCCGGCCGCGGACAGGAGGGCUUCCAGCAAUGGCCUCUUUGAUCUGCUCCAGAAGGCGCCCCCGGAAGAGGAUGCUCCGGAGGAUCCAGAGAAGCUCCGUGGAAGUGGUGAUCUCAAUGCGUCGACAACGUCCCAACAGUUUGAAGAACAGUCUACCCUCGGGGAAGCCAGCGAUGGCGUGAGCAACCUGCCCAGCCCCUUCGCCUACCUCCUCACCAUCCACCUAAAGGAGGGCCGGAACCUGGUCAUCCGGGACCGCUGCGGCACCAGCGAUCCCUAUGUGAAAUUUAAGCUGAACGGGAAGACGCUGUACAAAAGCAAAGUCAUAUAUAAGAACUUGAACCCGGUCUGGGACGAGAUCGUUGUCUUGCCGAUACAAAGCCUUGAUCAGAAGCUCCGUGUGAAGGUAUAUGAUCGAGAUUUAACUACAUCUGAUUUCAUGGGCUCUGCGUUUGUCAUCCUCAGCGAACUUGAGCUGAACAGAACGACUGAACAUAUUUUAAAAUUGGAAGACCCAAACAGUUUAGAAGACGACAUGGGAGUGAUUGUGUUAAAUCUGAACCUCGUCGUGAAACAGGGUGACUUUAAGCGACAUCGUUGGUCCAAUCGGAAGCGGUUAAGCGGAGGCAAGUCCUCGUUGAUCCGCAACCUCCGGCUCUCAGAGGCCUUGAGGAAGAACCAGCUCUGGAACGGGAUCAUCAGCAUCGCGUUGCUGGAAGGAAAGAACGUGCCGGUGGGAAACAUGGCAGAGAUGUUCGUCUUGUUAAAACUGGGGGAUCAGAGGUACAAAAGCAAGACACUGUGUAAGAGUGCACAUCCGCAGUGGCGGGAAGAGUUUGACUUUCACUACUUCUCUGACAGGAUGGGCAUCUUGGACAUUGAGGUCUGGGGAAAGGACGGCAAAAAGCACGAGGAGCGACUGGGCACAUGUAAAGUGGACAUCGCCUCGCUCCCACUCAAGCAAGCCAACUGCUUGGAGCUGCCCCUGGACAGCUGCCUGGGGGCCCUCCUGGUGCUGAUCACGCUGACGCCCUGCGGGGGGGUCUCCGUGUCCGACCUGUGUGUGUGCCCCUUGGCGGACCCCAGCGAGAGGAAGCAGAUCACCCAGCGCUAUUGCUUGCAGAACUCCCUGAAAGACAUGAAGGACAUCGGCAUUUUACAAGUGAAGGUUUUAAAGGCUGUGGACCUCUUAGCUGCUGAUUUCUCAGGGAAGAGCGACCCGUUCUGCUUGUUGGAGUUAGGCAACGACCGGCUGCAGACGCACACCAUCUACAAGACCCUCAACCCCGAGUGGAACAAAGUUUUCACCUUCCGUGUUAAAGAUGUCCACGAUGCCUUGGAAGUGACAGUGUUUGAUGAGGACGGCGACAAACCCCCGGAUUUCCUUGGGAAAGUCUCCAUUCCCUUGCUGUCCAUUCGAGAUGGACAAACGAAUUGCUACGUAUUGAAGAAUAAAGAUUUAGAACAAGCUUUUAAAGGAGUCAUUUACUUGGAGAUGGACCUCAUCUAUAAUCCGGUCAAAGCCAGUAUCAGGACCUUUACGCCCAGGGAAAAGCGCUUUGUGGAAGACAGCCGCAAGCUGUCCAAAAAGAUCUUAUCCAGAGAUGUGGACCGCGUGAAAAGGAUCACCAUGGCGAUAUGGAAUACACUCCAGUUCCUGAAAAGCUGCUUCCAGUGGGAGUCCACGCUGAGGAGCACCAUCGCGUUUGUGGUGUUCCUGGUCACGGUGUGGAAUUUUGAGCUGUACAUGAUCCCCCUGGCCUUGCUGCUGCUCUUUGCCUAUAAUUUCAUCGAACCCACAAAGGGGAAGGCGAGCAGCACCCACGACUCCCAGGAGAGCACGGAAGUCGAUGACGAGGAGGAUGAAGAUGACAAGGAAUCCGAGAAAAAGGGCAUCAUCGAAAGAAUCUACAUGGUACAGGACAUCGUUUCCACAGUUCAGAACAUCUUGGAGGAAGUAGCUUCCUUUGGAGAAAGAAUUAAAAACACGUUUAACUGGACGGUCCCGUUCCUUUCAUUCCUGGCCUGUGUGGUGCUGGCGGUCGCCACCGUCACAUUGUACUUCAUCCCACUUCGGUACAUCGUGUUAAUCUGGGGCAUCAAUAAAUUUACUAAGAAGUUCCGAAAUCCCUAUGCCAUCGACAAUAACGAGCUACUAGAUUUCCUCUCCAGGGUACCAUCUGAUGUUCAAAAGGUGCAGUACGCGGAGCUGAGGCCCUGCAGCAGCCAGAGCCCCCUUCGCAAGAAGCGCAGUGGGCUCUAGGACACGCGCUGCCUGUGGCCGCCAGCACCCCGCUCUGGGUUUGGGCGAUGGGGCCCACGGUAUGGCUCUCUCGGUGACACCGCGGUCAGUGCCGUUCAGACACGUGUCGUGUGGUGCCCUGUCUGUCGUCUCCCCCCUUCUUCAAGCGCACAGAUGCACACACGCACACGGGGACGUGCACACGCGUGGAUGUCCUAGCGGCACAGCGGGCCAGCCCAGCAGGAGGAGGCGAUCCGGAGACUGAAAGACUCACAUCCCUUCUCCUAGAGGAGAGAAAGCAAGCCUGCCGCGGGGCUGAACAGCCAGGAGACUCCUUGCAUUAGAGAGGGACUUUGAACUUGUGCUCACACCUCCAGCGGCCGGUUCUCAUGAGGAUUCCCUCAUUUUCACUCCCCACCCCCACGCUCCUUUCCGAUGAUGGUUCCUGUGAGUCCGUGGUUGUUGUUUUUCCCCCCUCUGAGCUAACAAGUCUUUGAUAGAAGCCAUCUACCCAAGGAACGCAUCUUAUCAACAGACUAGAGGCCCGAUGCAUGAAAUCUGUGCAAGAGUAGGCCUUCCCAGCUGUGGCAGCUGCCUCGAUCCC